This is a messenger RNA of Clarias gariepinus (North African catfish), 6534 nucleotides long. RefSeq names its product sodium channel, voltage-gated, type I-like, alpha (gene scn1laa). The transcript is spliced from 26 exons. Gene Ontology annotation, biological process: sodium ion transmembrane transport; neuronal action potential; membrane depolarization during action potential. NCBI's taxonomy places the organism in Eukaryota, Metazoa, Chordata, Actinopteri, Siluriformes, Clariidae. Gene Ontology annotation, molecular function: voltage-gated sodium channel activity; calcium ion binding. The coding region runs from base 25 to 5898 and encodes 1957 amino acids. The record is from RefSeq and is a predicted model, not a curated record. Gene Ontology annotation, cellular component: axon; voltage-gated sodium channel complex; plasma membrane.
GUUCAGAAGGUACAGAAUGCAAAGAUGGCACAGAUUCUUGCCACGCCGGGACCAAACAGCUUCCGCCCAUUUACCCGGGAGUCGCUCAAGGCCAUUGAAAAACAAAUUGCAGAGGAGAAGAGUAAAAAGCCUAAAAAAGGAGAGCAGGAGGGAAAUACUAAUGAUGAGGAUCAGCCACAACCUGACAUUGACUUGGCAGCGGGCAAGAAAUUGCCAUUUAUAUAUGGGGACAUUCCCAAUGGAAUGUCAUCCACAGCACUGGAAGACCUGGACCCAUUUUAUUGCAAUCAGAAAACCUUUAUAGUAUUGAACAGGCAGAAGACAAUCUUCCGAUUUAACGCCACUUCUGCCUUCUACUUGCUCAGUCCAUUCAACCCAAUCAGAAAAAUAGCAUAUAAAAUUUUGAUACAUUCAUUGUUCAACAUAAUAAUCAUGUGCACUAUCCUUGCAAACUGUGUGUUUAUGACUUUCACCGAACCCCCCAACGGCCGAUACUUGUUCAAGAAUAUAGAGUACACGUUUACUGCGAUAUAUACCUUUGAUUCAUUAAUAAAGAUCUUAGCCAUGGGCUUCUGUAUAGGCAAGUUUACCUUUCUCAGAGACCCAUUCAACUGGCUGGACUUCACUGUGAUUGUAAUGGCGUAUGUGACAGAGUUUAGCAGCAGUUUGGGUAAUGUCUCUGCUUUGAGGUCUUUCAGAGUUGUUCGGGCCCUGAAAACGAUAUCAGUUAUCCCAGGCCUGAAGACCAUUGUAGGAGCUCUGUUCCAGUCAGUAAAGAAACUUUCAGAUGUGAUGAUUCUGACCGUCUUUUGUUUGAGUGUAUUUGCACUGAUUGCCCUGCAGCUUUUUAUGGGAAACCUGAGGAAUAAAUGUAUAAAGAUUCCAACCAACGGCAGUAUAAAUGAAGAUGGGUUUAACCUCACAGAGUACUAUAAUAAUGCGGAAAAUUAUUAUACAAUUGAAGGGAAGAAAGAUCCCCUGCUCUGUACAGUUGGCAGUGAUUUAGGAUGUCCAGAUGGUUAUUUCUGUCACAAAGCCGGCGCCAAUCCAAAUUAUGGCUUUACCAGCUAUGAUAGCUUUGGUUGGGCUUUCCUCUCACUUUUCCGACUAAUGACUCAAGACUACUGGGAAAAUCUCUACCAACAGACUCUUCGAGCUUCAGGGAAGAUCUAUAUGAUCUUUUUUGUGCUGGUAAUAUUCCUGGGGUCGUUCUACCUGGUGAAUUUGAUCCUGGCUGUGGUGGCCAUGGCUUAUGAUGAACAGAACCAAGCCACCAUGGAAGAGGUUCAGCAAAAAGAGGAAACCUUUCAGGCUAUGAUGGAGCAGCUCAGGAGGCAGCAAGCAGAAGCCCAGGCAGCAGUUGCAGUAUUUGAGACUGGAAACCUUAGUGGGGACAGCUCCUCUUUGGCCUCCAGACUCAGUUCCAAAAGUGCCAAAGAACGGUGUAACCAGAGAAAGAAGAGGAAACAAAAAGAGGAGGAGUGGGAGAAAGGGGACAAUGAAAAGGUCCACAAUUCUGACUCAGAGAGCAACGUUAGAAGGACCAGCUUCCGAUAUUCUGUGGAUGGAAACAUACUAUCACAUGAUAGGACAUAUCCGUCUCCUCAUCAGUCACUUGUGAGCAUUCAAGGCUCAGUCUUCUCUCCGCGCCGCAACAGUAGGACUAGCAUCUUUACCUUUCGUGGCCGUCUGGGAUCCGAGAAUGGAUUUGCAGAUGAUGAGCACAGCGCGUUUGACGACACAGGCAGCCGCCGUGGCUCAUUGUUUUUUCCCCAUUGCUCUGAGCGUCUUUAUAGUACUGGCAGCAGGAACAGCCUGACCCCACGUGUUUUUCUGUCCCCUAAUGGAAAAGUGCGUUGCUCUGUGGAUUGCAAUGGCACAGUGUCAUAUGUGACAGGGAACUCCUUGCCCAACUCUCCAGACGUUCUGCAGUUACCCGAGGUGUCCAUAGAUAAAGCCACUACAGAUGACAGCAGGAAAAAAGAGGAGUACAGGAAGAGAUAUGAAGCUGAACAACUGUCACCGGGGUGUUUGAAUGAGCACACAGCCAGACAGAGGGCUCUGAGUGUAGCUAGUAUUAUCACCAAUACAAUGGAAGAGCUGGAGGAUUCGAGGCGGAAGUGCCAUCCAUGUUGGUAUAAGUUUACGAAAACAUUUCUAAUCUGGGAUUGCUUUCCGGCCUGGGUGAAAAUAAAGAGAUUAGUUCACAUGUUUGUUAUGGAUCCAUUCGUGGAUUUGUUUAUCACCAUCUGCAUUGUGAUCAAUACUAUAUUCAUGGCCAUGGAGCAUCACAACAAGGGCGACGUUUUUGUGAUCGUCCUUAGAGUGGGCAACUAUGUUUUUACAGCGAUCUUCACAGCUGAGAUGAUUUUCAAGAUUAUAGCCAUGGAUCCUUAUAAAUACUUCCAAGAAAGCUGGAAUAUAUUUGAUAGUGUCAUUGUAACCCUAAGUAUUGUAGAGCUUGGGUUGGAAAAUGUACCUGGAAUGUCAGUUCUGAGGUCAUUUCGUUUGCUUAGAGUCUUUAAGCUAGCCAAGUCUUGGCCCACUUUAAAUAUGCUGAUCAAAAUCAUUCACAACUCAGUGGGUGCUCUUGGCAACCUGACGCUCGUCUUGGCCAUCAUUGUCUUCAUCUUUGCCGUAGUAGGCAUGCAGUUGUUCGGGAAGAGUUACAACAUCAAAAAGUGUAAUAUUUCCUCAGACUGCAGUCUCCCUCGCUGGCACAUGAGCGAUUUCUUUCACUCCUUUCUGGUAGUGUUUCGCAUUCUGUGUGGUGAAUGGAUUGAGACCAUGUGGGACUGCAUGAUGGUGGCUGGACAGCCCAUGUGCCUAACCGUCUUUCUCAUGGUCAUGGUGAUUGGAAACCUUGUGGUUUUGAACCUUUUCCUGGCCUUGCUCCUAAGCUCUUUUAGUGCAGAUAACCUUGCAGCCACAAACGAUGAUGAAAUGAACAACUUGCAGAUUGCUAUGGGUCGCAUCCGCAAGGGCGUGGCAUUCGUUAAAGAACGCCUACACAGCUUCUUUCACAGCAGUUGCUUUAGAAGAAGAGAAAAAAAGGUAAAGGAGGAAGAUGAGCAAAAAAAUGGCAAGAAUCUGGGAGAUAUGUCUCCUCAUACAGAAGUGGAGCUGAUUAAAAACCCAGGAUGUGAGAAAGAGGCAUCACAUGCAGACAGUGGCUCUGACAAUUUCAUCUUCGAUCCCACUUUGACUGUUUGUGUGCCAAUAGCCACUGCAGACUCUGACCCUGAGUGCCACGACAUGGAUGGUUUAAGCAGUUGCUCUUCUGACAUGGAGGGAGAUAAAGAGAAGCUGUCAGACAGUAUGAGCUUUUCAGAGGGCAGCACAGUGGACCUCCAGCCACUGAAGGAGAGAAGAGAAUCGUUUGAUUUCGAGCUUGAAUUACCUGAGGACGAUCCAGAUCCUUGUUUUACACAAGGCUGUGUGAACAGGUUUCCUUGUUGUCAAGUGAAUGUGGAGAAAGGCAAAUGGAAGACAUGGUGGAACAUCAGGCACACCAGUUACAGGAUAGUGGAGCAUAACUGGUUCGAGUCAUUCAUCAUCUUUAUGAUCCUGCUGAGCAGUGCAGCACUGGCCUUUGAAGACAUCUAUAUUGAGAAAAGGAAGACUAUAAAAACCGUUUUGGAAUAUGCUGAUAAAGUCUUUACCUACAUCUUUAUAUUGGAGAUGCUUUUGAAAUGGCUGGCAUAUGGAUUUGCUAAAUACUUCACCAAUGCCUGGUGCUGGCUUGACUUCUUGAUAGUGGGCGUCUCUCUGAUCAGCCUAGUGGCCAGCGCCCUUAAUUAUUCAGAACUCACUGCCAUCAAAUCUCUUCGUACACUGCGAGCUUUGAGACCUCUUCGUGCUCUAUCACGUUUUGAAGGCAUGAGGGUGGUGGUCAAUGCUCUUUUUGGCGCCAUUCCCUCCAUCGUGAACGUGCUGCUUGUUUGUCUCAUCUUCUGGCUCAUCUUUAGCAUCAUGGGUGUCAACUUGUUUGCUGGAAAGUUUUAUGAGUGUGUGAAUAACACCACUGGCGUUCGCCUAAAUGGUAGCAUGGUCGUGAACAAAAGUGAAUGUGUGGGUAAAGAUGUCAGGUGGAAAAAUUUAAAGAUCAACUUUGAUAAUGUUGGAGCAGGAUAUCUGGCUUUGCUGCAAGUGGCAACUUUCAAAGGAUGGAUGGAUAUUAUGUAUGCUGCAGUAGACAACCGUGGUGUAGAUCAACAGCCUGAGUAUGAGGCAAGUCUGUACUACUACAUCUACUUUGUAAUCUUCAUCAUAUUUGGGUCCUUCUUCACACUGAACCUUUUCAUUGGCGUCAUUAUCGACAACUUCAAUCAGCAGAAGAAAAAGUUUGGAGGUCAAGACAUUUUUAUGACAGAGGAACAGAAGAAAUAUUACAACGCUAUGAAGAAACUUGGUUCGAAGAAGCCACAAAAACCAAUUCCCCGGCCAUCAAACAGGCUCCAGGCUUAUCUCUUUGAUGUUGUAACAAAUCAAGGUUUCGACAUCUUCAUCAUGGUACUCAUUUGCCUUAAUAUGGUCGCUAUGAUGGUGGAAUCGGAAGGUCAGUCACAAGAAGCACGCAAUCACCUGAAGAAGAUCAACAUGGUGUUUGUGGUCAUCUUCACAACGGAAUGUCUACUAAAGAUGAUUGCACUUCGACAGUACUUCUUCACGAAUGGCUGGAACGUCUUUGACUUUGUAGUCGUUAUUCUCUCAAUAGUUGGCACUUUUGUCUCUGAAGUCAUUAAAUACUUCUUCUCUCCAACCUUGAUCCGUGUUGUUCGACUUGCUCGGAUCGGCCGAAUUCUGCGGCUCAUCAAAAGUGCCAAGGGAAUACGUACUCUUUUGUUUGCCUUAAUGAUGUCUCUCCCAGCUCUAUUCAACAUCGGUCUUCUUCUCUUCUUGGUCAUGUUCAUCUACGCUAUUGUUGCCAUGUCACAAUUCGCCUAUGUCAAGAAGGAGGCUGGAAUUGAUGACAUGUUUAACUUUGAGACUUUUGGAAACAGCAUGUUGUGUUUGUUUCAAAUCACUACCUCUGCAGGGUGGGAUGGACUCCUUUCACCUAUUCUUAACAGGCCUCCCGAUUGUGACCCAAACAAGGAUCACCCCGGCAGCCAAGUCAAAGGUGACUGUGGUAACCCAGCUAUUGGUAUCAUCUUCUUUGUGAGCUACAUUAUAAUAUGCUUCUUGAUUGUGGUGAACAUGUAUAUAGCUGUGAUCCUUGAGAAUUUUAGUGUGGCUACAGAGGAGAGUGCGGAGCCAUUAAGUGAGGAUGACUUUGAAAUGUUUUAUGAGGUGUGGGAGAAAUUCGACCCUGACGCUACACAGUUCAUAGAAUACAACCAGUUGUCUGACUUUGCUGAUACCCUCGAUCCACCUUUGCGUAUACCUAAGCCCAACACGAUCCAGCUAAUUAAUAUGGACCUACCAGUCGUAAGUGGGGAGCGAAUCCACUGCCUGGACAUUUUGUUUGCAUUUACAAAGCGUGUUUUGGGGGAAGGUGGGAAUAUGGAUGUCCUCCGUGGGCAAAUGGAGGACCGUUUCAUGGCCUCUAACCCUUCCAAGGAAUCUUAUGAACCCAUCAUUACAACUCUGCGUCACAAGCAUGAGGACGUGUCAGCCGCCAUCAUUCAGCGGGCCUACAGGAUGCAUGUCAGGAGACAUAGUGGAAAAACUGCCUCUAACACAAGGACAACUGUACAGGAGAAUGGAAUGGUUUCAAACAAAGUCCCAGUGGUGACAGACAGGUGUAACAACCACUGUGAUUCAGACAAAUCUAAUACAUCAUCUUCUACCAUUGUCCCACCCUCAUAUGCCAGUGUAACACAAUCUAUUAAAGAAAAAUAUGAGAAAGACAAGAGGGAAAAGGAAAUAAGAGGAAAAGAUAACAGCAUCUGGUAAAAGUAAAAUCAUAAAAAAAAACAUUGUUUAUUUAAUAAUCAUGUACAGUAUAUGGAUCGAAUAUGCUCUUUUCCAAAGUGUGCUUAUAUAUGCUAUAGGGCAGAACUGUGUCUUAUUAAACUUUUCAUACUUUUUUUUUAAAUGUCUUUAAUGAUGUUAAUUUGAAGAAACAUUCUGUCUCUCGGUCUUACUAAAACGUCAGCCCCAUUUUCACUGAAAGAAAGCCAUUAACUGUGUUCUAGCAUCUUCUCAUGCGUUCUGGGACCAUCCAUAUUUUUUCUGACAUGCUUCCUGGUAUCAGUGAUGCUUUUGUCGUGUAUUACCACUGAAUCCCAAACCGUGUUGGAAAAUGAACGGACGAUUGAUUUCCAUGUCUUUCCAAAGUCAUUUGGUCUUAUCAACUACACUUCCUCCCCAUUAAGUUUGCAGACAUUGUUGUUCUUGUUAUUCGAUUAAGCCAUGCACUUUGUGUAAUUUUUCUGCUGUAAGACAACAACCAUGCUUCCAAGUUAUGCCUUCUCCUUCUGCAAAGAUUUUGAAACAUGGAUGUUGCUAGAAAUCAUGGAUCCGUUGACCUCCAGUAGUGAAUCACCUUGUUUACAAUGGACAAUUCAGGGAAUUUUAUCUUUCGAAGAU